AUGACAUAUCUUGUAUUUGACCAGGGUCAAGAAUUCCACCAUCCGACGGGAACUUUGGGCCUGAGUGUCACCAUCUUCACUGUCUGCGCCAUCUUACUUAUAAUAAUGCUUGUUGCCCGGCGACAGUUUCCUAUAUUUGGCAAGGCUGAACUGGGGGGACCCAAGACCUUCAAGCACCUGACGGGGAUGAUAGCGCUGGUCAUGUGGGUGCUCUACGUCAUAGUAUCGUCAUUACAGGCACAAGGAUAUAUAGAAGCCUUCUGA
Messenger RNA from Lymnaea stagnalis (great pond snail), 264 nucleotides. NCBI's taxonomy places the organism in Eukaryota, Metazoa, Mollusca, Gastropoda, Lymnaeidae. The record is from the annotation of a GenBank genome assembly.